Diachasmimorpha longicaudata is the source of this 4880-nucleotide messenger RNA. Its product is annotated as sodium/potassium-transporting ATPase subunit beta-2. The transcript is spliced from 5 exons. NCBI's taxonomy places the organism in Eukaryota, Metazoa, Arthropoda, Insecta, Hymenoptera, Braconidae. The coding region runs from base 1218 to 2186 and encodes 322 amino acids. Gene Ontology annotation, cellular component: sodium:potassium-exchanging ATPase complex. Gene Ontology annotation, biological process: intracellular sodium ion homeostasis; potassium ion import across plasma membrane; intracellular potassium ion homeostasis. The record is from RefSeq and is a predicted model, not a curated record. Gene Ontology annotation, molecular function: ATPase activator activity.
UCCGGAAUUCACAUUUAAAUGAUAAGCAUGCCCCAUACUAAUAGCAAAGGAGAUUCUGAAGAUAAUUUUCAAUUUACAAUCAACAAUGCGAUACGAACUUAUAAUGCAAUCCAUUAAAUUUUUUAGUCAAGUCUAAGACUUGCCCUCGUCCAGUAAAGUAUCGGAAUUUAUUGCAAAAUUCAUUCAAAGAAAUCUAUUUUUUUAUUCUCCUUUCAUUCAGAAAUUUUUUUUUUAACAGUGCAAACAGUUCCACCUUUUCUCUACAUUUUUCGGAAAUUAAAAAUCUGUGAAUAAAAUAGAAAAUGUAUCUGAAUUUCGACGAACAUGUCUCUUGACACAUUUCUAUUCACAUUCCAAAUUCCGAGAUAUUGUAAUUCUGUUUAGACCAUCUUCAGCGUUUGAAAAAUGAAACUCCCAAACUUUUCUGAGAUUCAGAUUCUUUCUUUCCACCUUUCUGCGAACCCCUGCAGGGUGGAUCACCCUGUGACUCAGCUUAAAUAAACAUCUAAUUGAAUACCAUCUUUUCACCUAUCUAAUUCCCUCUCAACAUUGGCAAUAAUACUUCAUAAAUAAAUUUUUAAAAAUCCAACUGUCCAUUUUUCUUCAUGUGAAUAAACCAGUGUCGAUGACAGUCACCUCAUUGACACACGUCUCGCAAAAUCCCCCCCUGUUGGCAAUAUCCUAUAUACAAUAUUCUCGGAUCGAAGGUGGUAGUCACAUCCGUUAUACGACGAACGAGAAAUCCUCUGGCAGGGAUACCUGAAGCCCCACCACCAUUGGACAAGGUUUCCCGAUGGGUUCGUGUUUUUAUCGCGUUUGCGCAUUAAAACAUAACUGAGAUAUCAAAAAGGGGGGGAUGCAAUCCACCACCGUCACAACUACCCCACCUAGUCGUACACACAUUCAACACUGUUAAGGGUGGCUCGCCGGUGGGGCAAGAGAGGUGGGGAGGGAGGGGCAAACGAUCGCUCAAUAUUCAUCCCUCUGUGUAAGUAAGACCGGAGCGCAGCAGCAUCAAGCAGAGUAAUACGAGAGUGCGCGGCACAGACCUCUUUCUUUCGUGUCCUCGCCCACCCGUAGCUGGUCGAUCACACCAGCACCAGCCAGCCGAAGCCAUCACCGUAUCUCUGUUCUAAAAUAAAAAGAAAAAAAAGUUCAUCCAACAGUUAUAAAUUAUUGUUAAAAUUAAUAUAUUUAUUAGUUAAAAAGUUUUAUCAAUGGAGGAUAAAAAAGUCGAGCAGUACUACACACCACCCCCUAAACUUGGAAAAUGGGAGUCGUUCUCUACAUUUUUGUACAAUUCCGAGACGGGACAGUUUCUUGGACGAACUGGCUCCAGUUGGGCUAAAAUCCUGCUGUUUUAUGUGAUUUUCUAUGGAGUAUUAUCGGGAUUUUUUGGUGCAUUGCUGGCGGUAUUUUACCAAACCCUAGAUUAUCAGCAACCAAAGUGGCAAUUGGAGCGUUCGUUAAUUGGUAACAAUCCAGGACUUGGAUUCCGGCCGUUGCCACCAGACAGCAAUGUCGAGAGUACGCUCAUUUGGUACAAAGCCAGUGACAAGGGAAAUUUCAUUCUCUGGGCUGAAGCCCUCGAUAAGUUCCUCGAAGCGUACGAACCACCAAAGCCUGGCACCACUGGUCUGGCUGCACAGUAUCAAGAGAACAGGGUUCUGUGCUCAUACGGUAAUCCACCACCUCCUGGAAAAGCCUGCAUAGUUGAGCUCGAGAAGUUUUCACCCUGCGUUAAACAAAACAGAUACAUGUAUGAGAAAUCUCAGCCUUGUAUUUUCUUGAAGCUGAAUAAGAUCUUUGGUUGGCAACCACAAUUUUUCAAUGACACAGAAAAUCUACCAUCCAACAUGCCCCAGGAUCUGCAGAACCGCAUAAAAACUGCAAAAAUGCGAAAUCCUAAGGAGCUGGAAACAAUCUGGGUUUCCUGCGAGGGAGAAAAUCCCGCUGAUGUUGAGAACAUUGGACCCAUUCAGUAUAAACCAAGCUCGGGAUUCCCCGGUUACUAUUUCCCGUAUACAAACAGACCGGGUUACCUCAGUCCGCUGGUAGCUGUGUGGUUCGAAGCGCCAAAGCGUAAUGUUCUUAUCAACAUCGAGUGUAAAGCGUGGGCCAAAAACAUUAUUCACGACCGUUUCGAGAGGCGUGGUUCAGUUCACUUCGAGUUGAUGGUGGAUUAAACACUGUUUUCCAUUAAACAAUCAUCAAUUGCGAAUGACCACAAAGAAACAUCGCCAUUAAAUAAAUAAAAAAAAAGUAAAAAUAAAAUCUAAAAACUCAUAACAGCAGUUACCAUAAGAACAAAAUAUUCCAGACUCAUCGAUGAAUACGAUUCAACUCGUACAAAUCACUCGAUCCUAAUGAGAUGAUGCUGAUUACUGAGACGAGUGAUGACAGACUGUCGGAAAAAUCGGACCACCAUUCCCCCAUUUCCACUGUAAAGAGAUGGCAUUUGUUAAGAGCGAUUGUACGAGAUGAUAACAGAUUCACUGACAUGAAUUACCAUUUUUGAACUGUUUCCAUUAUUAUUGUUAUCCACUGCCGUUGAUCUUAAUGUUCUUCUUCGUCGACAAUUUUCCAAUGCGUCUCUAUCAUCCUGAAAUGUUCAUGAAUUAAAAUAAUAAGCAUCAGAGAGCACAAAAAAAUACAUCGGAUAAAAAAGAAGAGAGUGGAAUGAAUUCUGCAGUGAGCGGUUAACUGAUAGCCAGAUUUGAUAAUUCAACUGGUGAAGAGGAGAUCCAGAAGAUAAUAUCAAGGAAAUUCUUGUGAAAUAAAAAAAAAAUGUCCAGGAAAAAUGUCUCUUGAUAUUUUCUACGACCAACAAGAUGUUCAAAAGAGACCCAUUACAUUUAUCAAUUCACUCCGAAUUUAGUAGUAAAUCUUCACCAUUUCACAUUAUGCACAAAAAACAGUGUCGACGUAGAGGAGUGAAAUAUCGCAGCUAUUGGAAUGGUGAUCUGAUUUUUUCAUGGCGACAGACACAUUUUUAUUCUAUGUACAUCGUUAUUAUUUUAUUUAUUUAUUUAUUCGAAUGAUACAGAACAUCUGUUAAUUUAAACAAUUCACAGUGAUGUACCAUCAAUAAUGCUAAUGCUUUAUGUUCAUAAUUUUAAGAGGAAUGAAUAAUUUACACAACACUAACGACGUUUUACAUCGACUUUCAUUCAAAUGAUGCAAAUGAGAAUGAUGAAUCAAACAAUUUAAAAGAACAUUCUGACUCCACAUGAUUCCUAAAAUUCGAUAAAUAAGAGCCAAUGAUUCAAAUCGAUAUGAUCGAAAUUUCAUCAAUUUAGAGCUUUCAAUGUGUGUCAUGACUAAAUGAGCAAAUAAUUGCGACUGUUAUCUUCAGUUUUUUCAUGUACGAGGAAGCACUUGUGACCUCUGCGAUAUAGUACGUGUCUUAAUAGGGGAUCGACGAUCGGAUAAGUCCAACACAUGAUUGAAAAAAAAUAUAUAUAAUAGAAAAAGAAUCCUAAGAAAUUUAAAAAACAAUACAUAUGUAUAGAACACGCUUUUGAAGAGGCAUUUGCUUAGUCACUGGGGAUCUGUGAAGAGAUGAGAAUGUGCAACGUCAAAAAAAAAUAAAAAAUUCUGCAAGCCUAUAGUGAUGAUAUAUCGUCCUUACGAUCAUACAUACGAACAAAAAAAUAAUGAAAGAAAAAAAAUUAAAAAAUGUUUAAGAUUAAAUUAAUUGUACCGAAUAAUAAAAUACUAUAGUGAUAUAGUAAACACAGUCGUAUAUAGUUGAAAUAGGUACUUAGGAGUGAAAAAAAAAAAAUGGUUGUUUCGAUGAUUUAUCUUUUUGAGAGAGAAAAAUACGUUCCACUACCACGACAUUUUCUUAAAUAAAAAUGUAAACAUGAAUUAAGAGAUUUGUGAAGAUAAAAUGCAAUGUAAUGAGUAAAACUGUUCACAGAAUCCUGAGUAAUACGCCUGAUCUAUAAGUACCAGUGGCACUUUGCAUUAAUCUAUUGAAGGGACAAGUGUAUCAUUUAAUUAUUGUUCAUUAAUUUAAUCGCUAUUUAUUGAAUCGAGACUUUGUAUUUAUUAGACGCAUUGACUGUACACGCCUGUGUGUGCCGCCGUUUAAACAAUUUUAUUGAUAAAUAAAGAACUUCGUAAUACAUACUAAUUAUUUUAAGAUGAUAAAUUAUAUGAAUUUUAGGGAGAUCAAGAAUGACGGAAAUUUAAAAAAAAAACGAUAUUAAAAUUAAAUUGAAGACGCGUUCAGGGCGGUAACGUAUUUGAAUAUUAUUAUUAGUGUUAUUUAUUGUAAUCGGUAAUGAGAGAGGAAAACAAAUUUACAUGAAAAUACGAAAGAUGGAAAAUACCAAAAGAAUACGAUUUAAAAAAAUAUUGAGAAUAUAAUUCAUCAUUAUAGGUGCACCAUUUUCUUAUAAAUGGGCAUCUAAUGUUGUUGGAAUGUUUAAAAACUUGAAGAGUAUGUGGGAAAAAAAAGUAUGAGAACGUGCGAGAGUACAAAAAAAAAACAAUUUGAGAAAAUGGGAGACAGUGAAAAUGAAUUCGAAUGUUCACAUCAUUCGAAUUUGAAAUGAUGUUUCAGUUUUAAAUGAAAAAAAAAAAAACCUAAAAUACUGCGAACAGAUAGUCCCAAAAUGAAUAAGAGGUUCAAUAAAAUCAUACCGCGAUACCCAGUUUAUCGUUGUAUGAGGUGAAAUAAUUAUUGCAUUUGUGACCGAAAGACAAAACAAAUGGUAAAAUAAACAUCGGUAGUUCAUUCUCUAAUAAGAACCCCAAGGCGAUAUUGAUUACGUCUCGAUACUUACAUGAAGUUACUUAAAUUACUCGUAAUUUUUAAUUACGAUCGUUGGCAAAAUUUGUGCAAAUAAAGGAAAGAAAAUUAAAAAAAAAAA